Plectropomus leopardus (leopard coralgrouper) is the source of this 276-nucleotide messenger RNA. Lineage: Eukaryota; Metazoa; Chordata; Actinopteri; Perciformes; Serranidae. The record is from RefSeq and is a predicted model, not a curated record.
UUCUUGCGGGUGACCAAACAUUACCUCCCCCACGUGGCGCGGCUCUGUCUGGUCAGCACCUUCCUGGAGGACGGCGUCAGGAUGUGGUUCCAGUGGGGCGAGCAGAGCGAGUACAUCGAGUCCACCUGGAGCUGUGGACGCUUCAUCGCCAACGUCUUCGUGCUGCUCAACCUGCUGGGGCAGCUGGGAGGCUGUUUGCUGAUCCUCAGCAGGAACUUUGUUCAGUACGCCUGCUUCACUCUGUUCAGCAUCAUCGGCAUGCAGGUACACACACAC